AUGGGUAAAAAGAGAGUUGGCGCGUUGGAGAAGGUUGAUGCGGAUCUUCCGAAUUUACAAUACAAGGUUCGAAGAGAUCCAAAAUCAUAUGCAGAAGAUUUCUUGAAUCAGUAUGGGCAAUAUCAAUCCCAAAGAGACAUUUUCAUGUCUUCUCCUUCCACAGCCACAUCUGGCGGUAUCGUAUCAUUUCACGACCUUAUCGAUUUCGUCGCACAUUGUUCCGACUGUUUCCCAGAAGAUACCGCAGAGUUUCCAGAGGAUCUCAAACAGAUUCUCACUUUACAUCAUGCUGAGCUUGAGAGCGAAUUGCGCGAGAAGAUUGUGGGUAGUUUAGUAUUAUUGCGACGAAAGGAAGUAAUUGAUUCAGCCAACCUUCUUAAUACACUGUUUCCAAUACUGGUAGCUACUCCCAGUAAGACUCUGCGGACGCUACUCUUCCAAAAGAUCCUAUCAGAUCUCCGAACUUCAAAUUCGAAAAGCAUCAACCAUCGUCUCAAUCGAACAAUGCAAACAGCAUUAUUUAAUCUGCUCACAUCCGAUCGAACAUCUUCAAAAGGAAUCUGGGCUGUUAAAAUUACAAGAGAAUUAUGGAAGCGACAGAUAUGGACAGAUGCGAAAGCUGUCGAGAUUAUGAAGGAAGCUAGUUUGUCAGAUAAUGAGAAGGUUAUUGGAGGUGGAGUACGGUUUUUCCUGGGUGGUGACAAGGAAAGAGAAGAGAUGGAGGACGAAAGCAGUGAUGAGGAAGCCAUUGAUAUUGGUAAACUGAAGCAUCAAGUUGGAAUUAAUAAGAAGACAAAGAAGAAGACGAAGUCAUUAGAAAAAGCCGUCGAAAAGGUGCGAAGGAAGGAAAAGAAAAGCAAAGCACCUCAUCCGUUGAACUUCUCCGCGCUGCACCUCUUGCACGAUCCCCAGGGUUUCGCCGAAUCCCUAUUUUCGAAGCAUCUUCAAAAUUCAAAGUCGAAGCUAAACCUCGAACAAAAACUUAUUGUCCUACAAUUGGUCUCACGGCUUGUUGGUCUGCAUAAGCUUACAGUAAUCUCAUUAUAUUCAUACUUCACCAAAUACCUUACGCCACGACAACCAUCAGUAACCUCAUUUUUGGCAUCUCUAGCUCAAGCAACACAUAAUCUUGUUCCACCCGAUGCUUUGGAACCUCUGGUACAGAAAAUUGCCAAUGAGUUCGUCUCUGAAGCCUCGGCUUCGGAGGUUGCUGCUUCUGGACUUAACGCUAUUCGAGAAAUUUGCGUGCGACAACCUUUAGCUAUGAAUGACACACUUCUUCAAGAUCUUAUCAUGUACAGGAAGAAGGAAAGACGGCGACCCAUGGGAAUCAAGGCUGGUUCUAUCAAAGAGAGACGCUUUGGUGAAGAAGAAGUCGGUGGUAUUGAAGGUAUCGAAUUGCUUGAACAGUGGAAGGAAGAUGAAAGGAAGCGGAAACGAGUUGAACAAGGAUUGCCUGAAGAAUUGGGCACAGAUGAGGAGGAAGAUGACGAAGAAGAUUGGAAUGCCUGGGAUGUGGAAUCUGAUGCUGACAGUGAUGAAGGUGGUUGGAUCAACGUCGAGAGUGAUGCUGAAAUUGAGAUCAGUGAUAGUGAAGACGAAAAGCCUGCCGCGAAGAAAGCGAAGCUCGACAUUAAAGAUGCCGAAAAGUCAGGUGACGCUGAGAAGGGGAAUGCUGACAAAGUUCUUGAGAAAAAGAUCUCAACAUAUGCAACCACUAAGAUUCUCACUCCAGCUGAUCUUGCAAAACUUCAAGAGCUUCGCCUUGAGGCCAGCGUGAAUAAAGCAAUGGGCGGAAGAACACAAUCUCAACGAAUGAAAGACGCUGCAGCAAGACACGCAGAUGAUGCUUUGACAGCUGAUCAAAUCGAAGGUUUCUCCAAGUUACAAAAGAACACUAGAGAAGAGAAGAUAGCAAUGGCCAGAGAAGGAAAGGGUGAGCGUAGUGAGCAUAAGUCUACCAAGGCAAUCAGGAGAGCUAAGAAGGAUGCUGAGGGAAAGAGUACCACGAAUCAAGAGAAAUCUAGAAAGAAGAAUUUCAUGAUGACACUGGGUAAAGCUAAGAGUAAGCAAAAGAGAAGUUUGCAACACACCAGAAGGGUGCUCAAGGGUCAUAUUGAUAGGACUAAACGGGGUGGCAAAAGAGGAAAUAUCGGAUGUUAA
Sclerotinia sclerotiorum 1980 UF-70 is the source of this 2163-nucleotide messenger RNA. RefSeq lists its product as hypothetical. Gene Ontology annotation, cellular component: nucleolus. NCBI's taxonomy places the organism in Eukaryota, Fungi, Ascomycota, Leotiomycetes, Helotiales, Sclerotiniaceae. The record is from RefSeq and is a predicted model, not a curated record. Bases 1 to 2163 code for a protein of 720 amino acids. Gene Ontology annotation, biological process: ribosomal large subunit export from nucleus; ribosomal large subunit biogenesis. The transcript is spliced from 4 exons.